Molecule: messenger RNA, 711 nt
Organism: Apiotrichum porosum
Lineage: Eukaryota; Fungi; Basidiomycota; Tremellomycetes; Trichosporonales; Trichosporonaceae
Gene: PRE3
Product: Proteasome subunit beta type-1
Exons: 6
Coding region: 1-711 (236 amino acids)
Cellular component (GO): proteasome core complex
Molecular function (GO): threonine-type endopeptidase activity
Source: RefSeq, a predicted model, not a curated record
AUGUCCAACAUCAACUUUGUCGACAUCCAGCACCUCAAGAAGGGCGAGGUCAACCUCGGGACCUCCAUCAUGGCCGUCAAGUUUGACAAGGGUGUCGUUAUCGGCGCCGACUCGAGGACGACCACCGGCUCGUACAUUGCCAACCGUGUGACCGACAAGCUCACCCAUAUCCACGACCGCAUCUACUGCUGUCGCUCGGGCUCGGCCGCCGACACCCAGGCAGUGGCCGACAUUGUCCACUACCACGCCCAGACCUACACCGCCGUGUACGGCGAGAACCCUCCCGUGAACACUGUGGCGGCUCUGUUCGAGAAGCUCUGCUACGAGAACAAGGACAACCUGUCUGCCGGUAUCAUUGUUGGCGGCUGGGACAAGGAGAAGGGCGGCAGCGUGUACAACAUUCCCCUCGGCGGUGGCAUGUUUGAGCAGCCUUGGGCCAUUGGCGGCUCGGGUUCAACGUACGUGUACGGUUACUGCGACGCGACCUACCGCGAAGGCUGGGGAGAGGAGGAGACUGUCAACUUUGUCAAGAACACCCUGGCACUGGCGAUGGCUCGCGACGGCUCGUCGGGUGGCUGCAUCCGCAUGUGCGUCAUCACCGAGGACAAGGUUGAGCGCCACUUUGUCCCCGGAAACGAGCUCCCCCGUUUCUGGGAGGGCAAGGAGGUUGUUGGCGGUCACUCUGCCCAGCCCACGGCCGUCUCGGCGUAA